AUGAAGCUGCGGAACGUGAUUCAGCAUGGGCUGAGAAGCUUUUCCAGCGGAAAAGUGGCAUUUUCGAGAUUCAGAAGCGCCACAACUCCGACGCUCAAAGAAAUCGGCCUCCUUCUACCCUCCACGAACACAACGCCGACUUUUGAAGCUGGACAAAUCUUCAUCCAUCGUACAUUCGCCUAUAAAGGCGUCGUCGUUUGUUCGUUUCCAUGCAGGCUUCAUGAGAAACGCAGUCAGCAAAACGAAAAACAUCUGACGACUCGCGACUUCUAUCAGGUGCUCAUUCAUCGUCAUGAUUGGAGCCAUAUGGGAUUUCCAGUGGAUAUCACAUCGUAUUUGGUUGAUGCACCCAUGGAGAAUAAGCGGCACGGGCAGAAAAUGUUAACGUUGAUCAACGGAAUGGAUUGUGUUUCCCAUGAAGACAUCAUCCCUUUCACGCCUUCUGGAGGCGUGAAUUUCGACCACGACCUUUUCGAUCUCAUCUUCAACGCCGCCCACGAUGGAACUGGGCUCUACAACGUCGCCAUGAAGCCAGAGCUCGUUGAACGAUACACAAACUCCAAUAGAUCGUGGCUGGGCCCGCGUGACGUCUACCGGGAACGAACUGAGAACAUCGAGGUGACGGUGAUGACGUUCUAUCUUGGCGCGAAUAUGGUUGGUGGACAGCAGCAACACAUGUGGAGAUAUGUGAUUCGAAUUGAGAACAAGAAGCCGGAGAACGGGGUGAUUCUAAGGGAGAGGACGCUGAAGGUGUACUCGUUGAACAAUAUGAAUCAAAUGCAUGGGCAUGGUGUUGUUGGAAAGCAGCCUGAGCUGAAUGCUGCUACACCGGCUUUCCAGUUCAGUAGCACGCUGGAGUUGAAGCAUACCAAAGGAGGUCAUAUGUGGGGACGCUUCAAAAUGGAACGGGAGAAUGGUGUGCUCUUCGAUGUUCACAUUCCAACGAUUGUGUUCGAGUCUACAGAAGAAAUCAAUGAUACCCCGAUUGAGACUCCUGAUGCUGCAUAA
This is a messenger RNA of Caenorhabditis briggsae, 1008 nucleotides long. RefSeq names its product Protein CBR-TAG-307 (gene Cbr-tag-307). Bases 1 to 1008 code for a protein of 335 amino acids. Gene Ontology annotation, molecular function: DNA binding. NCBI's taxonomy places the organism in Eukaryota, Metazoa, Nematoda, Chromadorea, Rhabditida, Rhabditidae. The record is from RefSeq and is a predicted model, not a curated record. Gene Ontology annotation, cellular component: nucleus; mitochondrial nucleoid. Gene Ontology annotation, biological process: error-free translesion synthesis. The transcript is spliced from 5 exons.